ACAAACAAUAACCAAAACUUCAAAUAUCGUAAUAAAAGUUAAUUUCCCCCGAUUAUUUCUCAAACGAGCCGCGAAAAUAAAAGCUUAGAGGUUUCAUGGUGGCCAUAGGUAUUUAAUGAAGCUGGUGCAUCAAGAAGAACAAUGACAGAUAUGGCAAAAGUUUCGGCCAAACUUGAGGACGUUAGUGUCCUGAAAGACAAGAAAAAAGAAGAGGCUACAAAUAGUGAAAGAAAGAGAGGGAAUUAUCUAUAUCUUAAAGAACAUUUUAAAGUAACUUCUUUUAUCAUGGAGUCUGGCUGUAAGCUCAGACUGUCGGCAGUAACAGUGUCAACAGCAUGUGUCUUGUACCAUCGUUUCUGGAUAGAAUCUGUAUCAUUAUGCAAAAAAGAGGACUUUGAUGCUGAGUCGAUUGGAACUGCAGUUCUAUUUUUGGCAUCUAAAGCAGAAGAAUCUCCACGUAAAUUAAGAGAUGUUAUCAAUGUCUGUUAUAAGACCACUCACAAGAAUGUACCAUUUCUCGAGGUUGGCAACAGGUACUGGGAGUUAAGAGACAGCAUAGUCAACUGCGAGUUAUUGGUGCUUAGAGUCUUAGCGUUUAAAGUGGAUACUGACAAGCCGCACAAGUACCUUCUUCAUUACCUCAAAUCUUUACAAGAUUGGGUUGAACCGGACGCUUGGCGCUUAAGCCAAGUAACCCAAUUAAGCUGGUCUAUACUCCGAGACAGCUACCAUAUUCCUAUCAUUCUUAAAUAUCCACCAUCACAUGUAGCUAUUGCUGUGAUUUACUUUGCUAUACUAUGUACUGGAAUGCAAGUCCCUUCACAUGAAGCACAGAAGACUUGGUGGAAGGCAAUGUGUGACACAGCCACUGAGAAAGAGCUUCAAGACAUAACAGAGGAUAUCAUGGACUUGUAUGAUUUUGAGAGCAAGCCGUUAUGACAGUACCUUAACAUUUAGGGCAAGGACAUACUAGAAACUAAAGCAUUUGAAAUAACAGGUAGGAUGCUCGCGCUAAACCCGUGAAACUAAUACUAAUUUUAGCACUAAAUAGUGAUAACUAAUCAAUAGAAAACAAAGGAUUCUGUAUAAAAUAGUACUAAUUAGUACUAAUUAUUGUGCACGGGUUUAGUGCGUGUACUCUAUCACAGAUGUUACUGUUUUUACUGUAUCCUUUAAUAUUCUGCGAAUUCCAACAUUUCAACAGCUCAUCAUGAAAUUGGUUUUUCACUGCUGCCAGUCAAGAACAUAAAAGGUACAUGUACUGUCUAUUUUUGAUUGAUGUCAGCUAAAAAUCAAAUUUCAGUGUACAGCUCACACCUAUCAAGUUCACAGAAUAUCGAUAACUGCGCUAAAUACUUUCAAAUUGUGUUCAUUUGUAUUAUUUCUCACGGUCCCAUGUUGCAUCUCUUUUUCCAAAUAAGAUUCUUUAUUUUUGAACUAGUUUUCUCUCUACUCAAGGGAAUGACAUGUAGUCUUACUGCGGUUUUCCCUAUUCUGCGAACUCCGUAGUUACAAGUUGCACGCUGCCGUCAGUCAAAUAUGAGUCGGUACCUUUUAUGUUCUUGACUGGCGGCAGUGAAAAGCCCAUUUCACAACAAGCCCUUGGAAUGUUCUCAGAAUAUGGAAAACUGCAUGUUGCAAAGGUAUAACCUUGGUAAUGAAUACUGGUAUCCAAGGGGCUCUCUGAUCCUGUACAAAAUUAAGGGGCAUAAAAAGGGGAAAGGGAGUAUUUCUGAGUAUCUUUUAUUUAUAAAAUCAAAAAAUUAUACAAAUUUAGUCCAUUAAAAAUUAUUUUAUUUUAUUUCUUUGUCAUAUAAGUACCAGAAGCCAAAGUUUAUACAAUUUUCUAGAUAUCUUUGUGUGUCUAAAACAUAGUGAAAACACUAAAAGCUUGAACAAUCACCAACCAAUGUGAUGAAUCCUCACAGAGAGAAAGAUAGUCCACCUUAUCUUAAAGCUUUUCUAUAAAUAUUUAUUUGCAAUGAAGCAAAACAGACUGUCAUUUUAUACACUAGAGUGUAGCGAUAUAUAUUUUCGUAUUCAUUUAUCUAGUAGACAAUAACAUAUUUUGUUUCAGAUUGUUAACUUGAACAAUAAAUCUAUUUUUAUCAAAAUUGGAUAUUGAAGAUCAAGGAUAUUGCCUGCAACAUAUUGCACCACUGUUGUCCAAUACUUACAGUUAAACUAAUUAAAUGCUAUAGACUGCAAAA
Actinia tenebrosa (Australian red waratah sea anemone) is the source of this 2210-nucleotide messenger RNA. Its product is annotated as cyclin-Q. The record is from RefSeq and is a predicted model, not a curated record. Gene Ontology annotation, biological process: regulation of transcription by RNA polymerase II. Gene Ontology annotation, molecular function: cyclin-dependent protein serine/threonine kinase regulator activity. Lineage: Eukaryota; Metazoa; Cnidaria; Anthozoa; Actiniaria; Actiniidae.